CGUAAAGUCACUAUCAACCGAGUGCGACAAAUGCCGGUGUGUAUAUAGACCCCCAUUAAAUUGGAUCAUUGCAACUGAUACUUUUAGGGUCUAUAUAUAAAAUAAACUUAUACCAAUUUAUAUAAUUCAAUUGAAAAUAAUAAACUGUGUCAUAUAAUUUUGUUAUGACUCUUACAUUUAUCCCCGGAGAAGUGAAUAAAAGUCCGUAUUCUGUUCAACAAGUUAUAUGGAAACAAUUUCAUAUCAUUGUCUAUGGUUCAGGAAAUAAUCUUAUAAUCUUAAGUGGAAAAUUAACUAAUUUUAGUAGUCAUCUUAAUGUAACUGCUAGUAAUAUUAAUAGAAAUCUUCAAACUAUAUAUCUUGAACAAGAUCCAAUUGCUAUUGAUAUUAAUCCAGAAAAUGGUUUAAUUGCUAUAUCAUUAAAUAGUAAAAUAAUUAUUUAUAAACCGGCUAAUGAAUAUAUGUUAAAACCUCAAUGGACUCAAGCAUUAGAAUUUAAUGUUGAAGAUAAUUAUCAUAUAAAUUGUUUAAAAUGGGCUCCAAUAGAAGAUGAAUUAAUUGUGGGAACGAAUAAUUCAUUAAUUCUAUAUCAUAUAUAUAAUGAAUUUGGAAUUAUAAAAUAUAAUAAUCGAUGGUAUUCUCAACAAACUAAUAGUAUAACUGAUGUUAAAAUAACUAAAUCAGGUAAUAAAAUUAUGACAACUAGUGGAACUUAUGAUCGAUUAUUAAAAGUAUGGUCAAGAAUUAAUUAUGGAGAUGAUAAUACAUUAUUUGAAUUAAGUUAUUUAAAUCAUCCUAAAGAUACUUUUAUUCUUGAAUUUCAUUGGAGAAUUAGUUGUGAUCAUAGUGAUUCUAAAUCCGAUGAUAAUAAUAAUAAUAAUAAUAAUAACAAUAAUAGCAAUAAUAAAAAAAGAAUUACUGAUAGUGCAAUGGCUGGUAUAAAGAAUAUUCGAGGUUAUAUUGAUAAUAAUGAUGAAGAUGGUGAAGUGAUUUAUACUUUAACUAAUGAUUAUCAAUUUCAUGUAUGGGCAUCUCAUGAAUUUAGUGGUCAUAGUCAUAUAAGUAAUUGGUCAACUUUAGAUUUAAGUCGAUCAUUUGGUAAAAAUGAUCAAAUUGCUUGUACAAUAAUAAUUGAAAAUUAUUAUCUUGAAAAAUCUUUAAUACCUCAUUUAAAGGAUGCUGCAUUAUCUGCUUUAGGAAGUUUAGAACAUUUUGAUUUAUUAUUAGUUGUAUCAAAAUCAGGUAAAGUUAUAAUUUAUACUAUUGAAAAUGUUACAACAACUCCAUUAACCAAUGUUAAAUUUACUCAAUUAAAUCCUCAUAUAACUUAUAAAUUUGAUAUAAAUACUUUCCCAACAAGUCUGUAUGAUCUUGGGAAUAUUCAAUUACAAGAUGAAGAAUUAACUAUUAAAAAUAUUACAUCAGAAGAAUUUAUAAUUAAUCAUAUAAAACCUAUAUUAAUAUCGGAUAUUUCUUAUGCAAUUGCCACUCAAGAUUUUUCACCAAUUUCUUUACUUAUUCAUGAUAGAGUUAAAAAUACAAUUAGAUUUAAUGUAUUAGAUUUUGAAAAUAUAAUAAAUCCAACAAAUGAAAAAAUUCAAGAUUUAGGUUCAGUAUUAAUAAAUAAAUUACAAGGUCAUACAAAAUCAAUUAGAAAACUUAUAAAAUCAAAUUCUUCAUUUACUAAUCGAAAUAUAUUAUUAUCAGUUCUGAAUUUUCCUGAACAUAAUUAUAUUUGGGAACCAAUCAUUCUUAAUAUAUCUAAUGCUAAAGUUAUGUCAUUAACUAAAAGAUUUAGAUUAAAUGUUAAAGCUGUGAAUGAUAACGAUAAUGUUAAUGUUAAUGUUAAUGAUAUUAAUUUAAAUACUCCUUCAGGGAUUUGGACUGCAGUAAUAAUUAAUGAUAUUGAACCACCAAUUGGAACUUCAAGAAGACAUUUAGUUGUUUCUAUUGAUAAAAAUAGUGUAUUAAGUUUUUGGGAUUGUAAUGGAUCAACUAAAGAUGAUCAACCGGCUGAUUUAAUUAAUACAUUAGUUAUAAUGGAUAAUUCCAAUGAAAGAAUUAUUAUUGAACCUCAAGCAUUUGUAUUAACUACUUUACCAUCAAUAAAUAUUAAUAUAAAAGAAUAUUGUCUUGUGGCUAUUUAUAAUAAAACUUUAAUAAGAGCUUGGAAAAUUUCAAUUCAUUAUUCUUCUGGUAAAACAUUUGAAUCAAUUGAUUUUUGUAAUUUAAAAAUUGAAGGUUUACCUCAUAAAGAAAAUAUUCAUCAAUUAGUUACUAUAGAUAAUUUUAUUAAUGCAAUUGAAAGAAGUUUAAUUGCAGUAAUUGAUGAAGAAGGUUUACUUCGAAGUUUUGCAUUAAAUCUUUCUAAUUUAGAUUCAGGAAUUAUAUCUUGGAAAGAAACUCAUUCUGUUCAUACUAAUAUAAAAACUGCUAGUAAAAUUCAUGGUGCAACAUUUAUUAAUAAAUUAGCAGUAAUUGAUCAAUUUGGUACAAAUCUUACAAUUUGGAAUAUGAGAUCAGGAGUUUUAGAAUAUUCAGAAACUUUUCCUCAAAAUUAUGGACAAGUAAGAGAUAUUGAUUGGACAUUUAUUAAUGCAUCAAAGGAAAAACUGACAUCAAAUGCUAUAUUAUCAAUUGGAUUUGAUAGAUUUGUUUUACUUUAUACUCAAUUAAGAUAUGAUUAUACUAAUAAUAUUCCAACAUUUGCUAUGUUAAAAAAAAUUGAUAUAUCUGAUUUUACAUCUCAUGAAAUUGGAGAUCUGAUUUGGUUAAAUGAUGGAUAUUUAAUAAUUGGUAGUGGGAAUCAAUUUUUUAUUGAUGAUAAAUGGAUUAAAUUAGGUUCAGGAAGUCUUGAUACAACCAUAAGACAAUUAAUGAUAGGUUAUACUAAAACAGGAAUUCAACUUGAUAAUCAUGAUCAUGAUGAUGAUGAUGGAGGUUAUAAAAGAAUUGAUAAAUCAACUGAUGAAUUAGUUUAUGAUAUAUCUCAUUUAGUUAGAAUUCUUAAUGGUCCCUUACCAAUUUAUCAUCCACAAUUUUUAGUUCAAAGUCUUUUUAUGAGUCAAAUUAAAUUAGUUCAAGAUAUUUUAGUUAAAUUAUUUCUUGAUAUUAGAAAGGGAGAUCCAAUUUCUUGGGAUUUAAAUUUAGAUAUUACAAAAGAAAUAAUGGAUAUUGAAAUGACAUCUAAACAUUCAGGUGGAGGUCAACAAACUCCUAAAACAGAAUUUCUUCAAGCUGGUAGAAGAUUUAGUGUAUCACUUGAAGUAUUUAAAAAUUUUGAUUCAAGUUUAGCAGAUAUGUUAAUUGAUAAAUUAAUGAGAGUUUCUUUACCAUUAUUAACUAGACAUCAACAAAGUACUUUAAUUUCAAUUAUUACAAUAGUAAAAGAAUUAAAACAAUAUACAUUAUCAUUAGAUGAUAAUGGAGUUCGAUUCUUUAUUGGAUUUAAAUUAUUUCAAUUAUCAACUAAACAAACAAGAUUAUCUAUGAGAGAUAUUAAUUGGGCAUUACAUAGUGAAAAUAAAGAAAUGUUAUUAAAUAUGGUUGAAGAUUAUUUUAAAAGUAGAUUAAAAUGGGAAAAUAUUCGUCAAACAGGUUUAGUAUUUUGGGUUCAUACUGAUAGAUUAUUAAAACUUAUAGAAUCAGCUGCAAGAAAUGAAUUUAGUGAUACAAGAGAUCCAUCAGGUAGAAUUUCUUUAUUCUAUUUAGCCCUUCGAAAAAAGCAAAUCUUAUUAGGAUUAUGGAGAACAGUUAGUCAUUCAGAAAAGCAAAAAAUGUUAAACUUUUUAAAUAAUGAUUUUAAUGAAAAACGGUGGAAAUCAGCAGCAUUAAAGAAUGCCUUUGUUUUAUUAGGUAAACAUAGAUUUAUUGAUGCAGCAUAUUUCUUCUUAUUAGGAGAUUCUGUUAAAGAUUGUUGUGCAACUCUUGCUAAUAAAGUUAAUGAUAUUCCAUUAGCUAUAGCAAUUUCAAAAAUAUAUCAUGCAUCAGAUCCCAAAAAUUCUGGAUCUGAUACUAUACAUUUUAGUGAUAGUUUAAGAUUAAUAAUUGAAAAUUAUAUAUUACCAGAAUCAAUUCAUAAGGGAAAUAAAUGGACUACUAGUUGGAUAUUUUGGCAAAUGAAUCUUAAAGAACUUUCUAUUCAAGCUCUUGUUAGAUCACCCUUAGAAAUGAUUGAAAGUAAUAAUGAUAAAUUUUCAGAAACUUGUAGAAAUAAUUAUAUUAAAAAUAUAUCAAUUUCUACUAAAGGUCAAAGUUUUUUAAGAGAUGAUCCAGUUUUAAUUCUUCUUUUUAAUGAUUUAAGACAAAAGAAACUGAAUUAUUUAAAGGGUUCAUUAGGAAUUAGUCUGCUUGAAGAAUUUGAAUUUAUUAAAAGAGUUUGUGCUAUAUAUACAAGAAUGGGUUGUGAUUUCUUAGCAUUAUUACUUGUUAGAAAUUGGAAUUUUAUUAUUAGUGAAAUAAAUAAAUCUUCAACCAUUAAUACAGGUAAUGGAUCUUUAAAGAAUGGUGUAUCACUUAUAGAUCAUGAACUACUUAAUGGAACUAGUCAAGUACCUAAUUUAUUGGAAUCAUUUACCGAUGAAAAUAAUAAUAAUAAUAAUAAUAAUAAUAAUAAUAAUACUCAAAAUAAAUUUACAAAUAAAGCACCCCCACCUCAAGUAGUAUUUGAAGAACCAGAUAUGAGUUCAUUUAAUUUUGGGUUUUAAAAAUAUGCAUAGAUAGUUUAAAAUCAUAUAUUUAUAUAUUUAAUCAUAAAAUCGUCAAGUCUAUUAUUUUCAUUAUUAGUUUUAUUUAAUGUUACUUAAAAUACGUUAUUAGUUGAUCGUAAAACAGUAGUAAGUAAAUCUAUAACAUUACCCCAAGAUUC
Scheffersomyces amazonensis is the source of this 4867-nucleotide messenger RNA. RefSeq lists its product as uncharacterized. The record is from RefSeq and is a predicted model, not a curated record. Bases 165 to 4706 code for a protein of 1513 amino acids. The transcript has a single exon. Gene Ontology annotation, molecular function: protein binding. Gene Ontology annotation, biological process: vacuolar acidification. Lineage: Eukaryota; Fungi; Ascomycota; Pichiomycetes; Serinales; Debaryomycetaceae. Gene Ontology annotation, cellular component: RAVE complex.